Pangasianodon hypophthalmus (striped catfish) is the source of this 4518-nucleotide messenger RNA. It is a transcript of the gene cnnm4b, whose product is annotated as metal transporter CNNM4. Bases 32 to 2455 code for a protein of 807 amino acids. The record is from RefSeq and is a predicted model, not a curated record. Gene Ontology annotation, biological process: magnesium ion transport; magnesium ion homeostasis. Gene Ontology annotation, cellular component: plasma membrane. Gene Ontology annotation, molecular function: magnesium ion transmembrane transporter activity; sodium ion transmembrane transporter activity. NCBI's taxonomy places the organism in Eukaryota, Metazoa, Chordata, Actinopteri, Siluriformes, Pangasiidae. The transcript is spliced from 8 exons.
CGUGAGCUCUCAGAGAGAGCGCAUAACAAACAUGGCGACAGGAUGGUACGGAGGAAAGGGGAUUACGCUGACUUUUAUUCUGUUGCUGUGGCCCGGAGUGUGCGUGAGCGCGGCGGAAACGGCGGCCGAGGCCGGAAGCGAGAGCCGCGUCCUCGGCAUGCGCUUGGAGAGAAGCGAAAAGCCCGCGACGACCACCGACGACGGGAUCAUCCAGGUGACGGAGGAGAGCAUCAUCUCGCUCAGGUUGUACGGGCUGCACAUCAGCAAUGACACCUUGUCGCACGUGAGGUUCAUGGAGGUCGGGGACGACAGCGAUGACUCUCAGAGCAGUGAGAGAUUUAACAGGACUUGCUCUCAUUUCACCAAAGACAUCGUUAUAAACGAAACCGGGACCAUCAAUAAUCAGGGGAGCUCAGGGGUCCUGAAAGUAAAGAUCAAGCUGUUGAGGAAAAGUGAGGCGCAGAGGGAUUACGCGGUGUGCAUCAGGAACGACCAGGACGCCAGGUGGUACGUGCUGGGAGACAAUGAUGGCAGGAUACGUGUGGUGGAGGAGAAGAAGUCCCUGCUUCCCCUGUGGCUUCAGGUGAUCCUGAUCUGCUGCCUUCUGGUGCUGUCUGGCAUGUUCAGUGGUCUCAACCUGGGUCUGAUGGCUCUGGAUCCCAUGGAGCUGCGCAUCGUCCAGAGCUGUGGCACGGACAAGGAGAAAAAGUAUGCACGGAAGAUCGAGCCCAUCCGAAGGGAAGGUAACUACCUGUUGUGCUCGCUCCUUCUUGGGAACGUGUUGGUCAACACAACUCUCACCAUCCUUCUGGACGAUCUCAUAGGUUCAGGCAUUGGAGCUGUAAUCGCUUCCACUAUCGGCAUUGUCAUAUUCGGUGAGAUUGUUCCUCAAGCUUUGUGUUCACGCCAUGGCCUGGCGGUCGGUGCCAACACCAUCCUGCUCACCAAGUUCUUCAUGCUGGUCACCUUCCCGCUCUCGUAUCCCAUCAGCAAACUCCUGGACUGCAUUUUAGGUCAGGAGAUCGGCACCGUGUACAACCGGGAGAAGCUUGUAGAGAUGUUGAAGGUCACUGAGCCGUAUAACGAUCUGGUCAAAGAGGAGCUGAAUAUGAUCCAGGGUGCUCUGGAGCUCAGGACCAAAACGGUCGAGGAUGUCAUGACGCCGCUUUCGAACUGUUUCAUGAUUCACAGUGAUGCCGUGUUGGACUUCAACACCAUGUCGGAGAUCAUGGAGAGCGGUUACACACGCAUCCCUGUGUACGAGGAGGAGCGCACUAAUAUCGUGGACAUCCUAUUUGUGAAGGAUUUGGCCUUUGUGGAUCCAGACGACUGCACGACUCUGAAGACCAUCACCAAGUUUUAUAACCACCCCGUCCACUUUGUGUUCCACGACACCAAGCUGGAUUCCAUGCUGGAGGAAUUUAAGAAAGGUAAGUCCCACUUGGCCAUCGUCCAGAAGGUGAAUAAUGAAGGUGAAGGCGAUCCUUUCUACGAGGUGCUGGGACUGGUGACUUUGGAGGAUGUCAUUGAAGAGAUCAUCAAAUCAGAGAUCCUGGAUGAGUCUGACCUUUACACUGACAAUCGGACCAGAAAAAAGGUGGCGCCCAAUAAAAACAAGCGUGACUUCUCCGCCUUCAAGCAUGAAAGUGAAUCUAAAGUUAAAAUCUCUCCUCAGCUACUAUUGGCUGCCCACCGAUUCCUUGCCACAGAAGUGAAUUUAUUCAGCCAAUCUCAGAUCUCCGAGAAGGUCCUGUUGAGGAUCUUAAAACACCCUGAUGUUAUUCAGGAGAUCAAAUUCAACGAGAAUGACAAACGAUCACCUCAUCAUUAUGUCUACCAGCGUGGCAAAGCUGUCGACUACUUCGUCCUCAUACUGCAGGGUCGUGUGGAGGUGGAGGCUGGGAAUGAGAAUAUGAAGUUUGAGACAGGGCCCUUCUCCUACUACGGUGUCAUGGCACUUAAUACCACAUUAGGGAAAGUUUCUCGUCCUCGCCACCUCUCUCUAAUGAGGUGUUCUAUCUUCUCCCGUUUUCCAGAGUUUCGUUCGCCGUCUCACAUCAGCGGUCUAAACCGUUCAGCGUCUCUUAACUACACGGAUCGCUCAGAGUCUCAGUCCAUCAGUGGCAGCAACACGCAGCUGAACAGCUCCCCCUCUGCGCAGUACGUUCCUGACUUCAACGUGCGUGCACUGACGGACCUGCAGAUCGUCAAGAUCACUCGGUCACAGUAUCAGAACGGUCUGAUGGCAUCUCGGUUGGACAAUUCCCCCCAGUCUCCGGACAGCGGGCAGAUGCGCAUGGAGAACAGCACACCUGCAGUGUCUCAGUCUCCAUCCGACAACACGCUCACACUCCCCAUGACGGACACGCCACCAGACGAACACACAUCACUCCUAAACGAGCAGAACUGUCUGUCUACUCGCCAGUCCAAUCACAGCACACACAGCGAGAUCUGACGCCCAUGCACAACUUUCUAACAGCAUGCUUAGAGACUACCAUCAAAUACACUAUUUUAUAUACACACACUCUUUCCAGCCUGAUUAAUGAAACCGGCAGAUGUCCGAAUUACAGACACAUACACCCAUAUAAUAUAUUUAACAUUUUGCUAUUCUUCGGUCAUACAAAUUUAAGCUGCCAAAAUGAAGGGCAUGAACUGGAGGGAGAAAAAAAACUGCGUGAUUGCACUGAGAAGUUAAGUCUGGAUGAUAGAACGCCUGGACUGAGUAGUUUUUGAGCUAACAAUCCAUCUGGGCAUUUUCAAGACUGAUUUUUUUUUUAAAAGGAAUAAUGUUUAUGUAGAAAACAAAUGUUUUAUUUUCUGGUUUUCAGUGGAAAAGUGUAGUUCAUGGGGAAAGCAGCUGAAUUCUAUUUUGGCUGACAUCAAAUUUACACUUAAAUUAAAUAAAAGGUCAAGUAAGACCAUAGAUAGACUCCAGCGUUUUUCAGACUAAUCUCUAUCCAUUGCACAUGUAGUAGUGUAUGUGUGAUGAGCACAGAUAAGAAUUUCGAUGCAAGGAAAAACUAACCUGAAAAACUGGCAGUUGUUGGAAUGUCAAGGAACAAUUAUAUGAAACAUUUUUUUUGUCAAGUGUACUUGUAAAUUAAGCUGUAAAUCUGAAUAAUUUAUUGGUUUACAGUUGAGACUAUGUUUUUGACAUGGAAGAAUGGGUUACGUGUCAAAAAAUUAGUCUAACAACCCCCCUUAAACUUCCAUAUUUAAAGUCAGCACAUUCUCUGAUUUUUUUUUUCUUUUUCUUUUUUUUUUUUUUAGUAUGGGGAAAUGUGUCACAAUUCUUGUUUGUAGUAAUCAUUCCUACGCUACAGAUGUGGUAAGAAGAGAUUAAGUUGAAAGCACUGAGCUGUUCAUUUAAGGAAGUUGUGUGUUCAUUUUCAGCUGUUUUAAAGAAUCAACAUCUUUAAACCUAAUCGCACCAAAAUCCAAGAUGUAUCUCAGGGAGACACUAAGCACCACAUAUAUAAUCUAUAUGUUAAACAAUUCUCUGUUUUUCAGUAUACAACUAUAGAACAAGUGACCAAAAAAACUAAAGCAUGUUGAAAUUUCAUCUCGUAUCGAGUCCAUAUAUUCGCCUACUGUAAGUGAACUUUCUAAUGGUCUGUGGAUUUCUGUUCGUGUUUAAGUGAAUCACUGUCAAGUGAAACACUGUAUACAUGUCACCUUGAAUCUAGUCGUCGUUUUGCAACGACUCCAUAUAUAUAUUUUUUUUAACUUCAAAUCGAGCAAGCCUAUAUCGGAGAAGGUGGAAUGCUUUCCUGAUUCUGAGGAAUUCAGUCUUGCAUAAAUGAGCUUUAAGACUUUGUGGUUCAAUUAUUGAACUUGAGGUUAACCCAUCAGAAAUAUAUAUAAAUAUAUACAUACUGUAUUUAUUUGACAUAUAAAUUCAAGUUGUAUAUUUUCUUGUGAAAUGUACAUUUUGUCUUUUUUUUUCUAAUUGUGUUUUAUGGUUCUUGCCUUCAGAACGUAUAUUUCAGAUCAGCAGCAUGUCUUGGUACUGAGUCAUCUGUGUCACAUUUCUGGUCCAUUUAAAAGACAAUCCGUAGUUGCAUCCAAGCCAAAAAGAUCUUUAUUUAUAGAAAAUUGGGUCAGUCCUGGAAAUUAUAUUAUAGGUUUUUGAUGAUGAUGUUUUUCUUGUUUUGUCUUUAGGUUCUGGUUCUUAUUUUCCACUGUGAGGAUUUUAUUUUGCUUUAUACCAAAUCUGGAAUAACUCAUCCUAAACAACCUGUAUGCAGGGCAACAGUGUUAGCCAAAUAAAUAUCAGAAAGCCUCUUCUUAAUCUGUGACAUCUGUUUAUCAGAAAACAGAGAGCCGUUUUAUUUUCACUGCUUCGUCUGUGGGUUUAGCUGGGAUUGUAAGGUAGUGAAAGAUGCUGCUAGAUUUCCACGUUUGCGUUUUAUCUGUUGUUUGAUGUUUGUUCUCGCGAAGUUGAGAUAUGUCCGUAGGAAUGAUGAUUUAUUAAAUUAGUUUCAUAAAUUGUGACUUUAUUAAACUUCUAAAUCCUCA